Micromonas commoda is the source of this 1422-nucleotide messenger RNA. RefSeq lists its product with no specific name. NCBI's taxonomy places the organism in Eukaryota, Viridiplantae, Chlorophyta, Mamiellophyceae, Mamiellales, Mamiellaceae. The coding region runs from base 1 to 1422 and encodes 473 amino acids. The record is from RefSeq and is a predicted model, not a curated record. The transcript has a single exon.
AUGGGUAAGGCGAAGGAGCUCCGCAAGCGCCCCAACGCCAAGAAAGACGCGCAGAAGGCUGUCGGCAAGAUCUUCGGCGACCCGACGGGCAAGAAGACCGAGGCUGAGCUCGAGGAGGAGUUCAACAAGAAAGUGGAGCUCUGGUGCGGCCGCAUCAUCCGAGGGGUCUUCAUGAGCUACUCGCUGUUCGGCGCGUUGGCGUCCGCGGUCGAGUGGGCGACGCGCCCUGACAUGCCCCCUCUCGUGCCCAUCGGCGGCGGCGACGACCUUGCCGGGGUCAACGCCAUCGUCACCGGGGGGUGCGGAGGCAUGGGGCUCGAGCUCACCCGCGGUUUGGCGAUGCGAGGCGCGAACGUGGUGGCGGGUUGCCGAGCGCCCAAGCCCCCUCUUCCCGACGACGCCGACGCCGACUUCGGAUCAUCGUCCGGCGACGAGCUCCUGGACUCCCUGCUGGACCCGACGACGAUCGAGGGCAUACCCGAAGGGUCCGUUCGCGGAUCCGCGGUGCGGCACGAGCUCGACCUCGAAGAUUUCUCCAGCGUUCGCGCGUUCGCCGCCAAGGCUCUCGCCGAGCACGAGGGUAAAGUGGACGUCCUGAUCCACGCCGCCGGGUCCAUGCGCGCGUGCGAGAAUACCACGGACGGGUUCGAGUCCGCGACGCAGGUGAACUACCUGUCGCCCGUGCUGCUCAACCGACUCGUGACGCCGCGAUUGGCGGACAGAGCGGGUUCGUCGUUAAAACCGCUGGGUAACGCCAGGGUCGUCCACGUCACGUGCUCGUCCGCCGCGUCCAUGGGCGGCAAAGGCGCGGACGCGGACGGCGUGCUUCUCGCCAGCGACGGCGUCAAGCCGAGGAAGAAGGGAUGCGAUCCGGGAUCGAGGUACGCGGAUAGCAAGAUUUUGCUCGAGCGGCACGCCCGCGUGUUGGCUCGCAAGUUUGACAAGAAGAACGUGCUCGUCGCCGCCGUGGACCCGGGGGACAUGCUCACGGACUACGUCCUGAAGGCCAACUGGAGACGGGGCGGGAUGCGGUACCAUCCCGCGGCCAUCGUGUCUUGGGCCGUCGGCAAGGCGUCGACGGCCGCGUUUGGGCCGCACGGCUUUGGUUCGUUCACGAAGCGCCAGCCGGAGCGAGGCGCCGCGGCGGUGGCGCACGUCGCCGUCGGGGACGUGUUCAGGAACGUCGCCGGGACGGGCGCGGGCGGUCGGGUCUUCUCGGACAGAGCCGGCGCGUUCACUCGGGCGACGGGUUGCGCUCGCGAGGUUGAGCACGAGUGCGGCGUCGUCCGAGAGCCCGGUCCGAAGCGGUCGGAGGACGCGAGGGUUCACGAGGCGAAGGCGUUGAAGCGGGACGAGACGGACUCGGAGGUUUGGAAGAUGACGUCCAAGGUGCUCGCGCCGUGGAGCGGCGAGCUCGAGUAG